Salmo salar (Atlantic salmon) is the source of this 5099-nucleotide messenger RNA. NCBI's taxonomy places the organism in Eukaryota, Metazoa, Chordata, Actinopteri, Salmoniformes, Salmonidae. The record is from RefSeq and is a predicted model, not a curated record.
CAUUCAAUGUAUCUUGCGCUUGUUAGUGGAUUUAGCUAUUUGUGUCAAAGCGCGUGGAGCAACAGCACUCUGUCCGUGUCUGUCCUCUAGGUCGUUGCGAUGUAGGCUACGGAGCAUCUUCACAGCAAUGCUUUCUUAUUAACAAGUGGCGCACAUACAUCUUUUUGGAUUUUUGAGUCUUCCAUAUUCACAUUUUGGAAGGAAAUAUACAUUGGACAUCUUUUUCACGUUACUCAAGAUUCCACCAUGACGCACACUCUGGAUGCCAUCAGCUCCAACAGCACAGAAGACUGGAACACCACUUUCUUCAACUCAUCCAGGGACCUCCUGCACCCGCCAUACCCAUACUACCAACAGAACAUCACCUACGUGGACCUCUACCUCCACAAGCCCUCGGUGGUGGUAGUCUUCAUUGUGUCUUACCUGCUCAUUUUCCUGGUGUGCAUGGUGGGGAAUGGUGUUGUGUGUUUCAUUGUGUUGCGGAGCAAGAACAUGAGGACGGUCACCAACCUCUUUAUACUCAACCUGGCCAUCAGUGACCUACUGGUGGGCAUCUUCUGCAUGCCAACUACCCUGGUGGACAACAUCAUAACAGGCUGGCCUUUUGGGAGGUUAGUGUGCAAGCUGAGUGGGAUGGUUCAAGGCAUAUCAGUGUCAGCUUCAGUCUUUACUCUGGUGGCAAUAGCUGUGGAUAGGUUCCGCUGCAUCGUGUACCCCUUCAAGCAGAAGCUGACAAUCUCCACCUCCACACUGAUCAUCAUCAUCAUCUGGGUGCUGGCUAUCUCCAUAAUGUGUCCCUCAGGGGUCAUGCUCCAGGUGACCAAGGAGCAGCGUGUCCUUAUCCUACUGGGGGACGGCUACAACAACACCCGCCCCUUCUACUGGUGCCGUGAGAACUGGCCCAAUCAAGAGAUGAGGAAGAUCUACACCACCGUCCUAUUCGCUAACAUCUAUCUAGCCCCAUUAUCACUCAUUGUCAUCAUGUACGCCCGCAUUGGAUUCACCCUCUUUAAGACGGCCGUACCCUCCUCCGGCGGGUGCAGUGGUAGUGGCAGCAGCGGUGGGACGAAACCCAGCUUGGACAACCACCGUCAGUCGAAGAAGAAGAAGAGGGUGAUCAAGAUGCUGCUGGUGGUGGCGCUUCUCUUCAUCCUGUCAUGGCUCCCGCUGUGGACGCUGAUGAUGCUGAGCGACUACGCCAGCCUGACGGCAAGCCAGCACCGUAUCAUUAACAUCUACGUGUACCCGCUGGCCCACUGGCUGGCCUUCUUCAACUCCUCCGUCAACCCCAUCAUCUACGGCUUCUUCAAUGAGAACUUCCGACGGGGGUUCCAGGCCGCAUUUAAAUUCCAGCUGUGCUCUGCAGUUAUGGAGCGCCAGAAGACCUACUCGCAUCGUAUCCAAGGCAAUGCAGUGUUACCAGCGAACCUGCACCUGCCCACCGGGCCCGGCUCAGGGGGGUCGGAAUUGGCUUUGGUGAACAGGAAGGGGCUGGGUCGGGAGGAAGUUGUCGGGCGGACAUCCGGCGGGCGAUCGUCAGAGAGCGACGUGAAGGAGCAGGAUCUGAUCAUGGAGGAUCUGGAGAAGGUUAUAUAUGACCUAUGAGACACACUUAAUGUCACAAAGAAAUGGUGCAGUCAACCUUCAUUCAGCCGUGCAGUAGCCAGUGGACAUCAAUUUCCUCAUGGCUCUUUAGGGUCAUGACUGACUGGUGACAUUUAAGGAUAACAUCUCACACUUAAGAGGAAAAUCUUAUUGAAUGGCACAUGAUAUGCAUGGAUUCAUCCUUACCGGUGGACAAUAGAGUACCUGUGCCCCUUGCUGGGCUAUGCUCAGUCAAAGAGGGGAGUGGGAGGGUGGAUGGAUGGAUGCAGGGGGACACUUGUGCUCCGCACCUCUGUCAAAGAUGGGAGUGAGAGGAUGGAUGCAGAGGGACACUUGUUGUGCUCCACACCUCUCAGUCAAAGGGAGGGGCACUCAGAGCCGAGGCUAACGCAGUGACGUGCCUAUUCAGAUGCCUUGGGACUGAUUAGAACAUGACAAGAGACCAUGCAGGGAUGAGAGACGCCUCCUGCUGCUGCACACUUAAACAGACAAGAGGACUGGGAAUAAAAGGGAAUAGAAUCAACCAACCAACGUUCAACAAUUAAGCAGUGCACUUAUGAGAUACAGUGAAGGAUAUCAUUUUAUGUUGUUUUGUUUGUAUUUUAAUAGUGAUUGUGAAUAUUACUUUUUAACGAUGAGUGUCUUGCACCAGAAUUUUAUGCUGCUUUUGUGUGUGCCAAAAUAUCGUAAACUCUUCUGCAGAACAGGAAUAGAUGUUCUGACUAAUUUAUCCUUGUUAACAAAGAAAAUAUUACGUUAUGACUGACAGCCUACUUAAUUUGGAGGCAAAGGAAUCUAUAUGUCAUAUAAAUACAGUGGCGGUGGAAUUUUGUAGCUGUAUUCAUGCAUGUUUUACUCUUUUGGAAAACCUUUACGAUGUGGAAAACCUUUAGGAUGUUGGAAAACCUUUAGGAUGUUGGAAAACCUUUACGAUGUGGAAAACCUUUAGGAUGUUGGAAAACCUUUAGGAUGUUGGAAAACCUUUUCGAUGUUGGAAAACCUUUAGGAUGUUGGAAAACCUUUAUGAUGUUGGAAAACCUUUAUGAUGUUGGAAAACCUUUAUGAUGUGGAAAACCUUUAUGAUGUGGAAAACCUUUAUGAUGUUGGAAAACCUUUAUGAUGUGGAAAACCUUUAUGAUGUUGGAAAACCUUUAUGAUGUUGGAAAACCAUUAUGAUGUUGGAAAACCUUUAUGAUGUUGGAAAACCUUUACAAUGUUGGAAAACCUUUAUGAUGUUGCAAAACCUUUAUGAUGUGGAAAACCUUUACGAUGUUGGAAAACCUUUAAGAUGUUGGAAAACCUUUAUGAUGUGGAAAACCUUUACGAUGUUGGAAAACCUUUAAGAUGUUGGAAAACCUUUAAGAUGUUGGAAAACCUUUACGAUGUUGGAAAACCUUUAAGAUGUUGGAAAACCUUUAGGAUGUUGGAAAACCUUUACGAUGUUGGAAAACCUUUAUGAUGUUGGAAAACCUUUAUGAUGUUGGAAAACCUUUAUGAUGUUGGAAAACCUUUAUGAUGUUGGAAAACCUUUACAAUGUUGGAAAACCUUUAUGAUGUUGGAAAACCUUUAUGAUGUGGAAAACCUUUACGAUGUUGGAAAACCUUUAAGAUGUUGGAAAACCUUUAUGAUGUGGAAAACCUUUACGAUGUUGGAAAACCUUUAAGAUGUUGGAAAACCUUUACGAUGUUGGAAAACCUUUAAGAUGUUGGAAAACCUUUAGGAUGUUGGAAAACCUUUACGAUGUUGGAAAACCUUUAUGAUGUUGGAAAACCUUUAUGAUGUGGAAAACCUUUAGGAUGUUGGAAAACCUUUAUGAUGUGGAAAAUCUUUAUGAUGUGGAAAACCUUUAUGAUGUUGGAAAACCUUUAUGAUGUUGGAAAACCUUUAGGAUGUUGGAAAACCUUUACAAUGUUGGAAAACCUUUAUGAUGUUGGAAAACCUUUAUGAUGUUGGAAAACCUUUAGGAUGUUGGAAAAUCUUUAUGAUGUGGAAAACCUUUAGGAUGUUGGAAAACCUUUAUGAUGUGGAAAACCUUUACGAUGUGGAAAACCUUUAUGAUGUUGGAAAACCUUUACGAUGUUGGAAAACCUUUAUGAUGUUGGAAAAUAACUGGUAGCCUAUUAUUUCACUUCCAUCAUGGUUUCUAGUUCCCACACAACACUGUGUCUUAACAGGCAUCACAGUUAUGUCAGUCGACACAAUGACACUGCUGAGAAACAGGGAAUUAUAGAUCUAGACCAGGGCUCUCCAAACUUGUUCCUGGAGAGCUACCCUCCUGUAGGUUCUCGUUCCAACCCCAGAAGUAUAGCCUGAUUCGGCUUAUCAACCAGCUAAUUAUCAGAUUAAGGUGUGCUAAAUGAGGGUUGGAGCAAAAACCUACAGGAACAGGGUUUGUUGUAUAAAAGGGUUUGUUGUAUAAAUAUAUGAUGUACUGUAUCAUAUCUGUCAAAGUCAUCAAAUGUCAUCAAAUGUUAUGAUAGGUUGUCUGUCAUUGUCAUGAAACUGACAGGGCUGUGAUUUGUCAUGAAGUGUUGCUACAAUAGCGGUGUUGUGAUUGUCUGGUUCAAGAAAUGUGUAACAUAAAAAAUACAUACCUCAGCUUAUCGGUUGAAGAUGAGUCCACCCAGCCUCUGAGAUUGUACAAUCAUUUGAACUGUUUACAGCUGCUAAGUAAACAUAAUAAAUCAGUUAAAAAUGAUUUAAUUUUGAAGAUGUCAAAGGCUGUGCGAUGUUCCCACAUGAAAAAACAGUUUAGUAUUCACUGUAGUGGUUUUGCGGACUUUACUGUAGUAUUUACUGUAGUGUUUUUGCAGGCAUUACAGUAGUAUUUACAAUACUGCUUUUGUUAUAUCAUUGACAUAGCAGUGGGGGCUUUGUCUUUGAGGAAACAUACUGGACAAAAUACUCAAAGAGCAGAUUUUCCAUAACAUGUAGGUAGGAUUCAGAGCUUCUGCUCUUUUUUUAUAAACUGUAGGGAACACAUUAUAUGGUCUAUACUUGGCAUGUAGGUUUCGUAUGGGUGGCACACAUUGGGAUAUGGGUUAAUGGGCAGUGUAUAUGCAAAUCAAAUACUUGAAUGUUUACUAUAGUAAUUGCUGUAGUGUUUUUGCAGAUGUUACUGUAGUAUUAAAGUGUUUUGCAGACUAGUGAUUUUGCGAACAUUACUAUAGUAUUUGCUGUGGUGUUUUUGUGGGCUGUAGUAUACUGUAGUAUUUACUAUACAUUUACUCUACAGUAUACUACAACAUUCUAUAGUAAGUACUACACAUGCUCAAGGUAUACUACAGUGUGUAGUAUAGUAUUCUACAGUUGACCACAGAAUUCUAUAGUAAGUACUGUAGUAUUCUAUAGUAAACUGUAAAACAUUUUCAUGUGGGUUGUUAUGUUGUGUUACUGGGCUUCUGCGUAAAUGCUUUGUACUCUGUGUGAGCUGUAUUGUAUUGCUGAUGGAGGAGAACAUUGGGGCUUCAAAAUAAACAUGUUAUAAAUCUAC